AUGUCCUGCCCUCCCUACUGCGCCUCCUGCCAGCAGAAGCUCGUCAAGAAGCCGCAGGCUGAGAAAGCCUUUUGGGAGGAGAUUCAGAGCUUUCAGGAGACAAUGAAGAGCUUUCGGGAGAAGAUCAAGGGCUUUCAGGAAAAAAAAAUAAUCAGAGAUUUCAAGAUGGCCAUCCAAGCCUUCUGGGAAGAGGAAAAGCCCACUUGGGAGGAGGAAGCUGCCUUUCGGGAGGAAGAAAAGGCUAUUCGGGAGGAAGCAGAAGCCUUCUGGAGGGUGUAUGGUGACUUCUGGAAGGACUGCAAUGCUUUCUGGAAGAAGGAUAAGGAUUUCUGGAAAGAAGGUCAGCUCCUCUGGGAGAAAGACGGAGUCCUUCUGGAUGAGGACAGAGUCCUAUGGGCAGAAGCAGCAGCUCUGGGGGCAGAUGAAACGACUCUCCUGGAAGAGGAAAGAGCUCUCUGGGAAGAUGAGGAGGCCCUCCAGGAAGACAAAAAAAUCAAGGAGCAUGAAAUGUUGAUCUGGGAGGAGGCCUUUUGUCCCGAGAGAGAGGAUAUCUCCAAGGAUGCCACUGUCCACAGGGGAAAAGCAUAA
Aquila chrysaetos chrysaetos is the source of this 588-nucleotide messenger RNA. RefSeq names its product coiled-coil domain containing 70 (gene CCDC70). The record is from RefSeq and is a predicted model, not a curated record. NCBI's taxonomy places the organism in Eukaryota, Metazoa, Chordata, Aves, Accipitriformes, Accipitridae.